GUCUCGAUUUCGCCUAGCUCCACGCGCUGGCCACGGACUUUGACUUGCGUGUCUUUUCGACCGAUAAAUCGAAGAGAGCCGUCGCUAGAAUACUGUACCAGAUCGCCAGUUUUAUACAAUCGCACCUCUUCUGAUACCGUUCGAAAUUCCCCUAGCCAUGAAGGAUGGUUUGAGAUGAAUGCUGUUAUCGGUAACCUCCGGGUUGUUGAACGCCCUUCGCCGCCGUGCCAUCACCGCGAUGCCUCAAGAUCCACUCAUCCUCAUCCUGCCGGGGUCCAUCCGCAGUAACAUGGAUCCAUUCUCGCAGUACGCGGAGGAAGCCAUUAUCUCCGCGUUCGAGGAGGUCCACCUCUGGCCCACCGUCUCAGCCCGAGGCGGCCUGGACGCAAGUGCGGACUCCCUGGCCUUGUCCCGUGGGCAGCAGCAGCUCUUUUGUCUCGCACGGGUGCUCCUCAGCGAGGCUCCGAUUGUCGUUUUCGACGAAGUCACCGCGAAUGUGGACCCCGACACGGCAGCGCGUGUGAUGGAGAUUAUCAACACGAGGUUUGUCAGUCGGACUGUUCUGGUCAUUGCACACCAGCUAUGGACAAUCCGCCGAUUUGAUCAGAUUGCCGUCCUGGAACAGGGACGGCUGGUGGAGCUGGGAGACCCGGAGCAACUGUUGCAGCAGGAGACCGCUUUCCGCAGACUGUGGAGGAGGCACCAUGCUGAAGGUGAUGCUUGACUUGGUUUCAUUAUUGGGUGGUUGUCUUGUCUAUCUUACGAUUUCGUCUAUGCGAGUAGUGUUGAAGCUUAC
Molecule: messenger RNA, 796 nt
Organism: Aspergillus campestris IBT 28561
Lineage: Eukaryota; Fungi; Ascomycota; Eurotiomycetes; Eurotiales; Aspergillaceae
Product: P-loop containing nucleoside triphosphate hydrolase protein
Exons: 1
Coding region: 179-724 (181 amino acids)
Biological process (GO): transmembrane transport
Cellular component (GO): membrane
Molecular function (GO): ATPase-coupled transmembrane transporter activity
Source: RefSeq, a predicted model, not a curated record